GUUUAUGCGACGGGGCGGAUGAAAAUCCAACGAUCCCGGUAAAACGCCGCCGGGUGACGGCGGAAAUGGAAGGGAAAUACAUCAUCAACAUGCCCAAGGGCACCACGCCGAGGACAAAGAAAAUCUUGGAGCAGCAAGCGGCCAAAGGUCUGCAGAGGACGUCUGUCUUUGACCGGCUGGGAGCCGAGGCAAAAGCGGACACGACCGCAGGAGGGAAGCCCACGGGGGUUUUCAGCAGACUGGGUGACGCCCUGGGGACCGAUGGGGACAAAGCCACCCAGAGCGACGACGAUUGCUCUGUCCUCCAGUACGCCGGCGUCCUAAAAAAACUCACCAAACCUCCCCGUAAAGAAAGCAGCGAGCCGGGAGGGACCAUCAAGGCGAAAGCCACCAGUUCGGAAACCAAACCGGUCACCGGCGCCGUCCAGCGACUUGGUCCCAGGAACGCCGCUGGGAUCCGUACGGCGACGAAACCGCAACCGGCGGCAUCCAAAAUCGGUGGCGGCGGUGGUAUUGCUGCGGUGCCGGUCGAAGCCCAGGACGGCGACGUCACCAGCACGAAGGAUAAAAACGAACCCGGCUUUCGGGUGACAAUCAAAAGGACCUGGGGGUGCGGGAAGGUGAGCAGCACCAGCGAGACCCCCGGCGCUCAGAUGGACAGCGCCGGCACGGUUAGCGUCUUUAAACGGCUGGGGAAAAAACCGGAUUGA
Messenger RNA from Pelecanus crispus (Dalmatian pelican), 710 nucleotides. Lineage: Eukaryota; Metazoa; Chordata; Aves; Pelecaniformes; Pelecanidae. The record is from RefSeq and is a predicted model, not a curated record.